Molecule: messenger RNA, 786 nt
Organism: Symbiodinium necroappetens
Lineage: Eukaryota; Dinophyceae; Suessiales; Symbiodiniaceae
Source: the annotation of a GenBank genome assembly
AUGGUCCAGACCGUGCAGAGGCAGGUGGAAGUGCCACAGGUGCAGUACGAGGACCAGAUCGUCGAGGUGCCCGUGCAGAAGCAGGUGCAAAUCCCAAUGGUCCAAACCGUGCAGAGGCAGGUGGAGAUUCCACAGCUCCAGUACGAGGAUCAGGUCGUCCAGGUGCCGGUGCAGAAGCAGGUCCAUGUGCCCAUGGUGCAACAAGUCCAGAGGGAAGUCGAGGUUCCUCAGAUCCAGGUUGAGGAGCAGGUGGUUCAAGUCCCCAUCCAGAAGCAGGUGCACGUCCCCAUGAUCCAGACCGUGGAGAAGCAGGUGGAGGUGCCACAGAUCCAGUACGUGGACAAGGUGGUGGAAGUGCCGGUCCAGAAGCACGUCCACGUUCCAAUGGUCCAGACAGUGAACCGCGAGAUUGAGAUUCCACAGAUCGAGUACAUCGACCAGCACGUGCACAUCCCCAUCCAGAAGCAUCGCCACGUCCCUGUGCAGAUCCCUGUCGAGCGCCCCGUGGAGGUCAACGUGAUCGAGACCACGGAGAAGGUGGUGGACAUCCCCGUGGUGAAGCAGCGCGAGGUUCCACAGGUCCAGACCAUCGAGCGGGUGGUGGAGAUCCCGAUGGUGCAGGUGGUGCAGAAGGUCGUGGAGGUCCAGCAGGAGGGACAGACCAUUCGUGGCACCGUCAACGAGGUGGAUGUUCCAGGUGAGCGCCGCCGCGAGGAGCAACCGACGCAGACUGUGCAGCAGGUCUUGGCCGGACAGCCUCACCCAGUGGAGGUGGUCCAGGGACAG